CACGUCGCUGUUUUGGUUCCUUUUAAAAACACCAUUAUUUUGAAUAUUUGUUAUUUUCUGUUGGAUAAUUCCUGCUCUCUCUGUACUUUCAGCUCUCUCCCAGAGCUUUUGGAGAAAAAGCGACUGAUCGAUCUCCACACAAAUGUGGCCACAGCCGUUCUCGACCACAUCAAGAAUCGUAAACUGGACGUGUAUUUCGAGUACGAGGAGAAGGUGAUGAGCAAAUCCACUCUGGACAAGUCUCUGCUGGACAUCAUCAGUGACCCUGAUGCUGGAACACCAGAAGAUAAGAUGCGUCUGUUCCUCAUCUUCUUCAUCACAGCUCCUCAGCCUCCCACUGAAUCUGACCUGGAGCAGUAUAAGAAGGCCUUGAUGGAUGCGGGUUGUGACCUUUCACCUCUGAACUACAUCAAACAGUGGAAGGCUUUUACCAAAAUGGCCACUCCUGCAAACUACGGCAACAGUGGAGUCAAACCAAUGGGAUUAUUUUCUCGAGUGAUGAACACUGGGUCUCAGUUUGUAAUGGAGGGAGUCAAAAACCUGGUCGUAAAACAACACAAUUUGCCUGUGACUCGGAUCUUGGAUAAUCUGAUGGAGAUGAAAUCACACCCGGAAUCCGAUGACUACAGAUACUUCGACCCAAAGAUGCUCCGCGGCAGUGAGAGCUCCAUCCCACGGAACAAGAACCCCUUUCAAGAGGCGAUUGUGUUUGUGGUGGGAGGAGGAAACUACAUCGAGUAUCAGAACCUGGUGGACUACUCCAAGUCCAAACAGGGCCGGAAGGUGGUGUACGGCUGCAGUGAGCUCUUCAACGCUGCUCAGUUCAUCAAACAGCUCGCUCAGCUCGGACAGAAGUGACAUGCACAGCUCCACGUGCACAGCUCCACGUGAACGCCCCCGACUUCACGUGAAAGCCCCCGACCUCACAUGCACACCCUCCGCCCAUGUGCACGCCCCCGCUGUUUUCUAAUCAUUCUGAUGUAAAUGGACUAAACUUGUCUCUGUCGUCAAUAAACAAAAUUUAACCUGUUUAAA
Molecule: messenger RNA, 1035 nt
Organism: Boleophthalmus pectinirostris (great blue-spotted mudskipper)
Lineage: Eukaryota; Metazoa; Chordata; Actinopteri; Gobiiformes; Gobiidae
Gene: scfd1
Product: sec1 family domain containing 1
Exons: 12
Biological process (GO): endoplasmic reticulum to Golgi vesicle-mediated transport; intracellular protein transport
Cellular component (GO): cytosol; Golgi membrane
Molecular function (GO): syntaxin binding
Source: RefSeq, a predicted model, not a curated record